CGAGCGUCCUGGUUACAAGCGCGACUCGUCAGUUGCUGAUGACGGUGAACGUCGAUAAGUACGCGGGUGAAGAGGAAGAGAGAGAGACGUGAUCGGUGUGGUGCGAUAAUCGAGAAACGUUCGCGGAGGCGCAGGUAGAUCAUCGUGCUGCGUCGCAUGGCGGAUUAUGAGCUGCGCGAAGAACUCAUUGAUCCUCGCCUUGCCUAAAGGAUCGCGCAAGGAAUUCCUGCGGAACCGAAUAACGCGCGGCGCACUGUCCAAACAGAGUGUCAUCGCGUCGAUCUUGCUGAACAAGGCGAAGAUGGACGCCAGGAAGCUGGCACCCAGGCAGGAGAACGUCAACGAUGACGAUGCAUCGGCGGUGCUCUUCAAGCCCGCGGACGCGAAUUCGCGCAGCAAACGACGUCGGCUGGAUCAUCUGACAUGGGAAGAGAAGCUACAAAGAAAGAAAAUGAAGAACAGAGUGGCAGCUCAAACCUCGCGAGAUCGCAAGAAAGCCAAACUGGACGAGCUGGAGUUGACAGUAAGAACUCUCACGCAGGAGUGCGUAAUGCUGAGGUCACAGAACGAAUCGCUAUUGAACGAAACGAAAAGAUUGAGGAAAGAGCUGGACGCUAAGAACAGAGAGGAGCGAUACUGCACGUUGUGCCAGGCUCGUGUCCACUGCGUUGUACCCUCACUGGGAUCUGCAGUAUCCCCCAAUGACCCUCUGCCGCAGGGUGGGACAACGCAGUCGAUCACGCCUGACGCCAACACCAGGAACAGUUGCUCUAUUGAAGAUCCUGACCCUUUACCUCCUCUCGAAGAACUUUGCGGUGACCUCCAAGACGACGACGAUUACAUCGAGCGACUCGAGGAACUCGCGGAGAGUCUACUGCGAGAGGUUAAUCUUGAAGUGCAAGCAGCUCCUGAUAAAUCAAAUGAACAAGUGUCCGUCAAGGACGAUUCCGUUAAAGAACCUGGCCAUCCAGAGGCAGUGGUGGGGCAGACAUCAGAAAAUGUGGAAGCCAAUCGAGCCGGUGGAGGCGUAGGUGUUGAAUCCUACCUAACCGCAGACCUAACCAGUUCGUCAAAUUGUCAUCCCGUGGUCUGCGGUGCUGCACGACCAGAAAGAAGCAAUGCGCAGCGCGUCGUGACGGUCGGCCCGACGACGACCCCACCGUUGGCGAUCAAGACCGAGGUCGAGAUCAAACAGGAGUCCGAACCAGCGCAUGACUUGGAGACUACCUUCUACGGUACGUACGACGAGGCAACGAAUUCGAUCACGAUCAUCUAUCCGGGCGAGGAGAGCGCCGACAUUGGCAUUCAGGAGUGUGUGCAAGAGGUUAGCACGGACGACGGCGUCGCCGUCGACGUUGCCACCGACGUCAGGUAUCUCACGCCGCCGCCGCCGCCGCCACCGCCACCACCACUUCACGGUUACUCCGCGCAGUUCUCUCCGGCGUACACAUGUCGCACCGACACCAUGUCGCCCGCGAGCACCAACUCGGACACGGACUCCUGCGUCGUCGCGCAAGUCGACAGCCCGAGUAGCAUGGACUGCGGCUACGAGUCGCACGACUCCCCGUCCGUGGACUCGCAUUGCCGUUACUCUCACAUCAACGACCUUUGGCAUGAGAACUUCAGAGAGCUAUUUCCCGCGCUUGCCUGACAAUUCUCGCGAAGGCGACGAAUCACGCGUAGGAACACGCAGCCGAUACCGCCGGAUCGUUGCGUCUGUGAUAAGAGCGGAGGAUUCCAUAGCGCGGAAAGUAGCGUACAGCCGCCGCGUAGUUGAUGCACCGUGCACACGUUCAAUUAGAUUCUUUCAAAGGCGAAAAAUUAUUAAAAAAAGAAGCGGGAAAAGUUUUUUUUUUUUACAAUUCAUUGUUCUUCGUUCGACACAAGUUAGACAAUUAUGUAGAUAUCGCGAGUAUGCAUAUUGAUAGGAAGAUAUUUUCGUUAUAUAUUAUUACUUCGCAAAAUGUUGGUCAUUUCGUUCAAAACAACUUAUUACCUGUUUACAGUGGCGUCAUGUUAUUAAAAAAAUGAUUCAUUCGAGAGAUGCUUUUAGUCCUAACUAUGUAACGAUUAUAGGUGAAAUUCGGAACGUGAAAUUAUUGCAUCACUUUUUUUCCGUUUUCUUCCUAUCAAUGUCGGGAAGUAGUCUGGUAGCACAAACUAUAGCAUAUACUAUCGGUGUCCGUGUAUGAUGACAUGUCGUGCUGCUCCCAAUACGAAAAAUAACAAUUGGCAAUUUGUGUAAUUUUAUUGUAAGAUUCUAUAUAUUUUUGUAUAUACCUACGAAUGCGUGAAUUUCCUUUAACAUACAUAUAUAUACAUAUGUAUGAAUUUACCCGUCACGAUCGGGAACUAUAAGGCAGAUAUAUAUAUAUAUAAUACAUAGUUUUCCGUUCCUUUUCUGGCCGGUGAAUAUCCCUUGUACACACACCCACGAUUAAAUUAUACUUCAAAAAUGUCUUAUUAAUAUGUGUGUAUACGUGAAGUUGGUGAGCUGAUCUUUGUUAUGUAACAAAAUGCCAAAUAAACAGACGAAUGGCUUA
Messenger RNA from Dinoponera quadriceps, 2543 nucleotides. RefSeq lists its product as uncharacterized. Gene Ontology annotation, molecular function: DNA-binding transcription factor activity, RNA polymerase II-specific; RNA polymerase II transcription regulatory region sequence-specific DNA binding. Gene Ontology annotation, cellular component: nucleus. The record is from RefSeq and is a predicted model, not a curated record. NCBI's taxonomy places the organism in Eukaryota, Metazoa, Arthropoda, Insecta, Hymenoptera, Formicidae.